AGUACAUGAGCUGUAUAGUAGCGAGAGCAGCGCAAGCCUUACACACUGUAUAUCGCCUGCUGAGCCCAGGGCCGCAUACACUCGCUGCUCUACAGAAGGGGUGUGUGUGUGUAUGUAAAAGCUCUGUCACUCGUUCCAUGCCGCUGUCCCCGGCCAUACCAUCAUUAGCACCCCCCCAUAGCAUCAUUAGCACUCUGGACUAUUUCCCCUCAAAGUUGGCUCCUGCCCCAGCAGCCGCCUUGGAUCCGUCAGCUUACUGUGAGACUCCGGUGUACAACCCGGAUCUCUGCCCGAACAUGGUGGCGGCCCAGGCCAAGCUGGUGUAUCACCUGAACAAGUAUUACAGUGAGAAGUGCCAGGCGCGCAAGGCCGCCAUCUCCAAGAGCAUCCGCGAGGUGUGCAAGGUGGUGUCGGACGUGCUGAAGGAGGUGGAGGUGCAGGAGCCGCGCUUCAUCAGUUCCCUCAAUGAGAUGGACAAUCGCUACGAGGGGCUGGAGGUGAUCUCCCCCACUGAGUUCGAGGUGGUGCUUUACCUCAACCAGAUGGGAGUCUUCAACUUCGUGGACGACGGUUCCCUGCCGGGCUGUGCGGUGCUGAAGCUGAGCGACGGCCGGAAGCGGAGUAUGUCCCUGUGGGUGGAAUUCAUCACCGCCUCCGGUUACCUGUCAGCCCGCAAGAUCCGCUCCCGUUUCCAGACUCUGGUGGCGCAGGCGGUGGACAAGUGCAGCUACCGGGACGUGGUGAAGAUGGUGGCGGACACGAGCGAGGUGAAGCUGCGCAUCAGGGAGCGCUAUGUGGUACAGAUCACCCCCGCCUUCAAGUGCACCGGCAUCUGGCCCCGCAGCGCUGCCCACUGGCCCCUGCCCCACAUCCCCUGGCCCGGGCCUAACAGGGUGGCGGAAGUCAAGGCCGAGGGCUUCAACCUGCUCUCCAAGGACUGUCACACGCUGGCGGGGAAGCAGAGCUCGGCCGAGAGUGACGCCUGGGUGCUGCAGUUCGCCGAGGCCGAGAAUCGCCUGCAACUGGGCGGCUGUAGGAAGAAAUGUCUGUCCUUGCUCAAAACCCUGCGCGACCGACACCUGGAGCUGCCCGGACAGCCGCUCAAUAACUAUCACAUGAAGUCCCUGGUGUCCUACGAGUGCGAGAAGCAUCCCAGGGAGUCGGACUGGGACGAGUCGUGUCUGGGGGACCGGCUGAAUGGCAUGUUACUGCAGCUCAUCUCCUGCCUCCAGUGCCGCCGCUGCCCGCACUACUUUCUGCCCAACCUCGACCUCUUCCAGGGGAAACCCCACUCCUCCCUGGAGAACGCGGCCAAGCAGACCUGGAGGCUGGCACGGGAGAUCCUCACCAACCCCAAGAGCCUGGAAAAACUCUGAGACCCAUCCGAGCUGCCUGGGCUACAAACUGCCACCGCGCAUGGAUCUAUACUCACUGCCAACCUGCUGCCCUCCAACUGCCAUUCAACUGCAAAGCCCCCCAUUCCCGGAUGUGGCAAUUUACCUGUCUAGGGGAGUUGUAGUUGUACAGCAGCCGGCGGGCACAAGGCUGGGUCUCGUUACACUCUGAUGGAUACAAACACCCAUCCUCGAUAUAAGGAAAAUCCUCAUUGCUCUAAACACAAACUCAUUUUUUUUUUAAUAUAAAUUAUUUAAAGAACUGGGUCGUUGGGGAGAACAAAAAAAACUCUGUUUAAUGUGCACUCGGCCUGUUAGAAUAAAAAUAUAUCAAUACAAAUCAUUUCAAGGAAAAACAUUCACCUUUGGGGAUUUUACAUCAAAACCCAAAUUCAGAUCUUGCCAACUGAACAAGAAUUUGUUGUUUUUUUGUAAGAACGUUUUUUUUAAAAAAUAUUCUUGACUCACUUUGUCUUGAAAUUGUGGAUUGUUCUGUGAUUGGUAUAAAGAAAUGCGAUUUCCACGGUGGCUCCCACAGGACAGAUUCUGCUAUGGAGAAACCAUUUCAAAGGUAGUUUUUUUUUUUGGUUUCAAGAUACUGGUCUGAAAAAGUGUCAGAACUUUGAAGUUUACAUUUUUUUUUCCGUUCUACUCCCAACAUUCCAUAAAUAUACUUGAAAUGUUAUUUAAAUAUAUUCAAAGGAAAAACAUUUUGAAUUUUGCUGAUAUGAUGGCGCUUGGAUAUUCCAAUUCUAUAUUUGAAAAUGCACUUGAACUACACUGGAUAAAGACUUUUCGUGAUUUUAAAUUUUAAAAUCGUUGACAAUUUAAUUUAAUGACGAUCUAAAUAAAUAACAUCAAAAUAAA
This is a messenger RNA of Xenopus laevis (African clawed frog), 2261 nucleotides long. It is a transcript of the gene mab21l1.S, whose product is annotated as mab-21-like 1 S homeolog. The record is from RefSeq and is a predicted model, not a curated record. The transcript has a single exon. Gene Ontology annotation, cellular component: nucleus. The coding region runs from base 6 to 1376 and encodes 456 amino acids. Gene Ontology annotation, biological process: eye development. Lineage: Eukaryota; Metazoa; Chordata; Amphibia; Anura; Pipidae.